Ixodes scapularis (black-legged tick) is the source of this 932-nucleotide messenger RNA. RefSeq lists its product as uncharacterized. The record is from RefSeq and is a predicted model, not a curated record. The transcript has a single exon. The coding region runs from base 9 to 932 and encodes 307 amino acids. Lineage: Eukaryota; Metazoa; Arthropoda; Arachnida; Ixodida; Ixodidae.
CUCCAUUCAUGUCACUCAAUAUUGACAUGGUAACAUGGUUCCCGACGGAGUACAUGCACCUUGUCUGCCUGGGAGUCAUGCGGCGACUGCUGAAGAAUUGGGUCUGCCCAGGGUACAGCAAAAGACUGAGCAGAGUGCUACGGAGCCGCCUCAAUGAGGGCCUACGACAAUCAGCCGCUUUUUUCCCAAGUCACUUCCAGAGGAAGCCAAGGGGCACCGAGGAGCUGGAUCGAUGGAAAGCGACAGAGUAUCGGACGUUUCUUCUCUACGUCGGGCCAGUACUUCUGAAGCAUGUCGUGACCCCUGAACAGUACGAGCACUUCUUGAUGUUGCAUGUGGCCAUCAGGAUUCUCGUGUCACCAAAGUACCAUUUGGUCUUUAACCAGUUUUCACGGGACCUGCUUAGGUACUUCGUACAAGAGUUUGGCAAACUCUACGGAGCGAGACAGCUUGUGUAUAAUGUGCACACCCUAAGCCACCUCGCUGACCAGUGCCUCGAUCAUGGGCCUCUUGACAGCUUCAGCGCUUUCCCCUUUGAAAGCUACCUGGGAAAGAUAAAGAAGAAGCUGCGGUCCUCAAACAAGCCGCUCGCGCAGCUCAGUAGAAGAAUAUCUGAAGUGCGACAUACUGCACACAUCCAGGCCAAAGCUGUGCAGCACCAAGUCAAGCCAGGUGACUGCUUUAUGUUCUCCGAGUCUCCUGUCGUCGUCCUAAAGAUUCUGAGUGAUAGCUUCGAGGGAGGCAUUUUACCCAACCCAAGAAAUUUCUUCAAGGUGCCCCUGAAGUCCUCCGAACUUGGCAUCUGGCGGUGCGAUUCUAUCGAACUUGAAGCAAAGAUCUGGCCCCUUGCUGAUCUUCAGAAUGCUGUUCAAUGUGUUAAGCUUGAAUACAAGCAGGGGCACGUCGUGCUGCCACUUCUUCACCUGUUCUGA